AACUCAAUCGCGAGACCGGAACGCCAGCGUAUUAUUCGGCCAACCUUGGACCCUCCGUGCCGUCACGGGAACAAGAGGAGUCGUUGACUCGGCCGAUAUUUCUUUCCGGCCUCCCCCCACCCUACUUACCCUACAUGGAUAGUCCCGCAUUGAUGGGCGGCGGAGGGGCAGCUUCACUAAGCCCGACCAGCCCCGUCAGCUCCCGCAGUCUCGGAGGUCCAAAUGGCGCCCUGAAGAGGAAGAGAAGUGGCGGGGCACUUAUCGGUGCCUUUGACAGUAGUCCGGGCAGUAUUGGCGAUGAUCAUGAUGGUGGUGAUUCAGAAAAGAAGCGCCAGCCCGGCGUGAAGCGUGCUUGUAAUGAGUGUCGCCAGCAAAAACUACGCUGCGAUGUUGUGCAGGAUCCAUUCCAGAGCUGUUCGCGGUGCAACCGCCUCAAGCUCGAGUGCAAGAUCGAGUCAAACUUCAAGCGCGUUGGCAAGCGCUCCAAACACGCCGAGAUGGAAAAGGAGAUUGACAAGCUGCGCCGCGCUGUGCAGAGGGCAAAGUCGCAGGGCUUCGCCCUGGACGACGACGAAGAGCUCGACCACUCGCAGUUGCACUCGCCCGUCGUCAACAGCGUUUACUCGCACACCCGGAACCCCUCAUUGAUGGGCUCCGACGAGGUUGUCUCUUCGCUGUUGCAUCUCAAACGCGGCGGCUCGUACGCCAUGCCCCGAAUAUGUCGGGAGCUAGAAGACGUCAGGUUGACAGAAGACGCGGAGCAUCAGCUCUUCCAGGAGUUCUUCACUUACUAUCACCCUUAUCUACCUUUCCUCGACCCCACGCAAACUCCCGAUCAGUAUUACCAGCAGCUCAGCCUGCUCUACUGGGCAAUCAUAUCCGUCGCUGCCCGGCGUUACACAGCCGAUCCAAUGCUUCUCACUCAACUCUCAAGGCCAUUGACGAGGCUGCUCUGGUCGACAAUAGGGGAUGUUCCUCAAGGUUAUCAUGUCGUCAAGGCGUUGUGUCUGCUAUGCACAUGGCCUCUGCCGACGAGCACGACGUCAACGGACCCUACGCACAUCCUAUGCGGCGUGAUGAUGAAGGCAGCGACAGCUAUAGGCCUGCACAGGCCCAAUCAUAUCAAUGACUUCUCCAGGGUGGCCAUUGACCUAAACACGCAGCAGCUCCAUGACAGGGUCAAGACAUGGGCGGUUUGCAACAUCGUCGCGCAGACUAUUGGCACGGGCUACGGACAACCCGCCUCCACACUAUAUGACUGGACCUUGGCUGCGAGGCCGGGCGACUCGGGGCCCUUCACACUCUCUCCCGAGCUAGAAACAAGGCUCCAAAUAGAGCGCUUCUGCGACAAGGUGUCAAAGGAGAUGUAUAGUAACGCGAGCGACCCUAGGGGCGUUGCUGGGGACGAACAUCGCGCAAUGCUGAUGAGAGUCUAUCGGCGGGAGUUUGGCGAGCUUCAGGCCGCCAUCCUGUCCCGUAACCUAUCGCCAGUUGUCAACCUGCAUCUGAAGGCGGCUGGCCUUCACUUGCGACUGGCGGGCUUCUUCGACUCCAGCGCCACGCCGGGAUAUAUGGAUGACUUGAUGGGACUUUGGCGCGCAACUGUCAGCUUCCUCGACUACAUUUGUGAAGGGGAUAGCUCGUUUGGCGAUGGGAGCAUGGGGGGCGACUACCUCCUCAGAUAUGCGUCGAAUUACAUCCAACAGAUGCUGGUCGCUGCCGGGUUCGCAUUACUGAAGCUCCUAAGAUCAUUCUUCGCCAAAUCCAUCGACUUCGACCGAGGACGUAACCUCUUCCACCGGACUAUCCAGGCUACAAGAGCGACAAGCGUCGUCCAGAAUGACCUCAACUGGAGGCUCGCAGAACUGAUGGUGCAAAUCUGGAACGGCGCGAGACUCGAAGGCAGUCAUCAGUCGUACGGCGAUGACAGUGGGACCGAGAUGGACGACAGCCUGCAACUCAAAGUACGCUGUCGACACAGCAUGAGUCUUGUCUUCGACUCCAUCUGGCAUUGGAGGGAGGAGUACCAAGCCAGAGGCCGCGGCACCCUUGAUGGUAUGUUGUCCGAUUCUCUGCUGCAUCUGCUCCAGGCUAAGACAACCUUGGUAGCCCUCAAACAACCUACAAACCCUGAUUCGGCUAAUGAAUCGUCAGCAUCGUCGACCCACCUGGACACCACACUUGCGCCCUCGGGUCACGGCUUACCGACGAGCCUCAACCUCGCCACAUCCAAUGCGGCCCUCACACCGAGUGCUACGUCCGCCAUGGGAGGAACGGGCCAGAAUUCGUUGCUUAGUAUGAGCUACGAUACCUUCGAUGCCUGGGACCCCCAGCACUGGAUGCUGGACGGGUUGGUUGACUUCAACUAUACCUUCGUGCCGCCGCUUGAAGGAGCUUAGUUAGGAGCACUCUGGCACCU
Phialemonium atrogriseum is the source of this 2419-nucleotide messenger RNA. RefSeq names its product N-terminal fungal transcription regulatory domain-containing protein. Gene Ontology annotation, cellular component: nucleus. Gene Ontology annotation, molecular function: zinc ion binding; transcription cis-regulatory region binding; DNA-binding transcription factor activity, RNA polymerase II-specific. NCBI's taxonomy places the organism in Eukaryota, Fungi, Ascomycota, Sordariomycetes, Cephalothecales, Cephalothecaceae. The transcript is spliced from 2 exons. The coding region runs from base 135 to 2399 and encodes 754 amino acids. The record is from RefSeq and is a predicted model, not a curated record. Gene Ontology annotation, biological process: DNA-templated transcription; regulation of DNA-templated transcription.